AUGGAAGAGCCAUUUCUUACGAGAGACGAGCAGUUGGUCCCCGGUAAAGCCACAUGGCAAAGAGGCCAGCUCAUCGUCGAGCUGAAGAAAGUGAGCCUCUUAGCCGCUCCUAUGGCCACCGUGACCAUUGCUCAGUUCCUAUUGCCAAUCAUCUCAGUUAUGGUCGCUGGCCACGUAAGCGAGCUCCAGCUUUCGGGCGUCGCUCUUGCCACCUCCUUCACAAACGUCACCGGUUUUAGCAUUAUGUAUGGGUUAGUUGGUGCACUAGAAACUCUAUGUGGCCAAGCUUAUGGAGCCAAACAAUACGAAAAAAUUGGAACCUACACAUACUCUGCAAUCGCCUCCAACAUCCCAAUUUCUUUCCUCAUAUCAAUUCUUUGGAUUUACAUCGAGAACCUCUUGGUAUCUCUCGGACAAGACCCUGACAUCUCCAGAGUCGCAGGAUCCUACGCCUUUUGGCUCAUACCAGCUUUGUUCGCCCAAGCGGUUGUCACACCAUUUACUAGGUUUCUGCAAACACAAGGGUUGGUUCUUCCUCUGCUCUACACUUCCGUGACCACCCUUUUGUUCCACGUCCCGGUUUGCUGGAUUUUCGUUUCCGUGUUUGGUCUGGGAAGCAAUGGAGCUGCUUUGGCUAUCAGUGUAUCUUAUUGGUUUAACGCUGUCAUACUCAUAUGCUAUGUGAGAUUCUCUAGUUCUUGCGAGAAAACUCGUGGCUUUGUAUCCGAUGAUUUUGUUUCUUGUGUCAAACAGUUCUUUCACUUUGGAAUCCCGUCAGCAGCAAUGACUUGCCUAGAAUGGUGGCUAUUUGAGCUACUCAUACUCUGCUCAGGUCUCCUCCCUAACCCAAAACUGGAGACCUCUGUGCUUUCAAUAUGUCUUACAACAGCAGCUUUGCACUAUGUGAUUCCAGCUGGAGUCUCCGCGGCUGUAAGCACACGCGUGUCAAACAAAUUGGGAGCUGGGGAUCCUCAAGUUGCUAGGGUUUCGGUAUUGGCAGGGCUUUGUAUUUGGCUGGUAGAGUCAGCUAUCUUGAGCACAGUUCUCUUUACCUGCAAGAAUUUUGUAGGCUACGCAUUCAGCAACAGCAAAGAAGUUGUUGACUAUGUCGCAGACCUAUCUCCGUUGCUCUGUCUCUCUUUCGUCCUCGACGGAUUGACAGCAGUUCUUAAUGGUGUUGCAAGGGGAAGUGGGUGGCAACAUAUUGGAGCUUGGGCAAAUGUAGUGGCUUAUUAUCUGGUAGGAGGUCCGGUUGGAAUUUACUUAGCUUUUGGUCUUGGGUUGAAUGGAAAAGGACUUUGGUGUGGUGUUGUGGUUGGAUCCGCUGUGCAAGGCACUAUACUGGCUAUCGUCACAGCUUCCAUGAAUUGGAAGGAACAGGCUGGGAAGGCGAGGAAAAGAAUAGUCUCAACUGAAAAUGGAUUGGCAUAA
Molecule: messenger RNA, 1431 nt
Organism: Microthlaspi erraticum
Lineage: Eukaryota; Viridiplantae; Streptophyta; Magnoliopsida; Brassicales; Brassicaceae
Source: the annotation of a GenBank genome assembly